AUGCUCACUGGUUUUCAAUUUCCACAGAAGUUGAUUCAGCUCAUCAUGGUAUGUGUGAGAACUACCAGAUUUUCAUUGAUGAUCAAUGGCUCAUUAAAUGGAUAUUUUGAGGCUAAACAAGGAUUGAGGCAAGGAGACCCUAUGUCCCCCUUGAUAUUUGUACUUGGUAUGGAAUACUUAUCUAAGAUCAUGCUUAAGGUUGGUUCUUAUCCUAGUUAUAAGUAUCAUGAUCGGUGUGCUACUUUGAGGUUGAACCAUUUAUGUUUUGCUGAUGACAUUUUGUUAUUCAGCCAUGGAGAUUUUCGAUCUAUCCUUUUGAUGCUUAGAGGACUCAAGCUAUUUUCCACGACUUCUGGACUCUUUCCAAAUGAGGCAAAGUCUGCAAUAUAUUGCAGUGGCAUGAGGGAAUCUGAGAUUGAGAGAGUAAUAGCUGCUUCAGGAUUUUCAAGAUCUUCAUUACCAUUUAGAUACUUGGGCAUUCCUAUCUGUUCUAAAAGGAUUUCAAAGGUUGAGUGUGGGAUCAUUCUAGACAAAAUGGUGGCCAGAAUUAGACAAUGGAGUUCCAGGAAUCUAUCAUAUAGUGCUAGAGCAAUCUUGAUCAAUUCGGUCUUAAUGUCCAUUCACUCUUACUGGGCUCAAAUCAUGGUCUUGCCAAGGAAGUUACUGAAGGACAUAGAUGCAAUUUGCAGGGCCUUUUUAUGGAAGGGAGUUGCAGAAGCUCACGGCCCAGGUACAGUAGCUUGGUCCACUAUCUGUUCUCCAAAGUCUGCAGGAGGGUUAGGCUUCAGGAAAAUUAUAGAAUGGAAUAUAGCUGCCUUGGGGAAAUAUGUCUGGGCAAUUACAACUAAAAAGGACAACUUAUGGGUGAAGUGGAUACAUAGCAUUUAUCUGGAAAAAAAAAGGACUGGUGGACAUAUUCAGUUCAGCAAGGCUGCAGCUGGUACUGGAAGAAAAUAG
Humulus lupulus (European hop) is the source of this 957-nucleotide messenger RNA. RefSeq lists its product as uncharacterized. Lineage: Eukaryota; Viridiplantae; Streptophyta; Magnoliopsida; Rosales; Cannabaceae. The transcript has a single exon. The record is from RefSeq and is a predicted model, not a curated record. The coding region runs from base 1 to 957 and encodes 318 amino acids.